AGAGGCUACGGGAGAACACCCGCCAAGCUCGGUGUGUUCGUCACACGGGGGCAGAGGAGGAAGGCAUGAUGGUGCUCAGUGGCGUUUCGAACAGGCAUGAUGCUCUCCAGGCAGCCUUGUCAAGCGGAGCAAGCAUCAAUCCAAACGCGGGAGGUGUUCACUGCGGUAGAACCCAUGAAUAUAGUGGAAGCGACAUCAGCCAAGAAGUCCAAGACCUCGCCACUAGCCUGCACCUGAGUUCGUCGUCCAGAUCAUCCUUCAGUCAGAAGUUAUUCGGUUCCAUGAGCAGCAAAAAGCGUGAUAGACAGUCGCAGCGUGAAGACAAAGUGGCCAUCCAAAAUGCCAUCGGCGCUGCGCUCGGACGAAAGUGUGCCGGAACCAUGUUUGCAACACACUAUGGUUGGACUCCAGGAACCGGUGUCUGGGUGUUGGAUGGAUCGGAAGAGAGCCAUGCCCGUAUGGACAAUGUGUCUCAGUCCGCUGACACUCCGAUGACAUGGAACAUGCAAUUGAAACUUGCCGGUGCCAAGUACUAUGACCACUGGGCGGAGCAUCCGGCGACAGCAGACAGCAUGCUGGAUCAGGGAUACAUCUUCACUCACGAAGAAAUUGCUUUGGCCAAAGCAAAGAGGUCUAACAAUGAAGAUCCACCAACCGAGGAUAGCUUCGCUUGGCCUGAAAAUGAGUCUGAAGAUACCACUUCCGAGCACGUCGAGCGGUCAGUGAGCGAAGAAGCAGUCACGGAUAGUUUCGCCGGUCUCCCAGAACAGGAUUAUGACGAGGAAGACGACGAGAGUUUGACUCAACGAGACAUUGACGCAUCUAUCGAGGAUAGCUUCGCUGGUCUCCCAGAACAGGACUAUGAUGACAACGACGACGAGGGCUUGAGUCAACGAGACGUCGACACAUCCGUGGUGGAUAGCUUCGCCGGUCUCCCAGAACAAGAUGACGAUGAGGACGACGGGAGUUUGGCUCAACGAGACAUCGACGCAUCUGUGGAGGAUAGCUUUGCUGGUCUUCCGGAACAGGAUUAUGAUGACGACGACGAGGAGGGCUUGGCUCAACGAGACAUCGACGCAUCUGUGGAGGAUAGCUUCGCUGGUCUCCCAGAGCAAGAUGACGAAGAGGAGAGUGAAUAAAGGGACAGUGGAAUUUGCUUUCUUGUGCUUAACUGGAUUUAGAGAUGGAAUUCUGUAGGCUGGCUUUGUUUCUGUUUAUGUGAUGUUCU
This is a messenger RNA of Aspergillus wentii DTO 134E9, 1228 nucleotides long. RefSeq lists its product as uncharacterized. The coding region runs from base 66 to 1139 and encodes 357 amino acids. The transcript is spliced from 3 exons. NCBI's taxonomy places the organism in Eukaryota, Fungi, Ascomycota, Eurotiomycetes, Eurotiales, Aspergillaceae. The record is from RefSeq and is a predicted model, not a curated record.